AUGGAAGCUCUAGAAGAGAAAGAGGCGCAGGUCGCUGCAUGGCUGAAAAAAAUAUUUGGGGAUCAUCCCAUUCCACAAUAUGAGGUGAAUGCUCGGACAACAGAGAUUUUAUAUCACCUUUCAGAACGCAACAGGGUCCGAGACAGGGAUGUCUACCUGGUAACAGAGGACUUGAAACAGAAAGCAAAGGAAUAUGAAUCAGAAGCCAAGCAUCUUCAAGACCUUCUCAUGGAGAGUGUGAAUUUUUCCCCUGCCAGUCUCUCCAGCACUGGUUCCAGGUAUCUGAAUGCUUUGGUUGACAGUGCAGUGACCCUUGAAACAAAGGAUACCUCUCUAGCUAGUUUUAUCCCUGCAGUGAAUGAUUUGACCUCUGAUCUUUUUCACACCAAAUCCAAAAAUGAAGAAAUCAAGCUUGAAUUGGCAAAAGUUGAGAAAAAUCUAACUGCAACUUUAGUAUUAGAAAAAUGUCUGCGUGAGGAUCUCAAGAAGGCAGAGUUACAUCUGUGUACAGAAAGGGCCAGAGUUGACAGUCGUCUUCAGAACAUGGACUUCCUGAAAGCCAAGUCAGAGGAGUUCAGAUCUGGAAUUAGAACUGCGGAGAAGCAGCUUUCAGCCCGAGGGAUGGAUGCUUCUCUGUCUCAUCAGUCACUGGUAGCACUUUCAGAGAAACUGGAAGAACUAAAACGACAGACUAUACCUUUGAAGAAAAAAUUGGAGUCCUAUUUAGAUUUAAUGCCGAAUCCAUCUCUUGCUCAGGUAAAAAUUGAAGAAGCAAAGCGAGAAUUAGAUACUAUUGAAGCUGAACUUACAAAGAAAGUAAACAUGAUGGAACUGUGA
This is a messenger RNA of Rangifer tarandus platyrhynchus (Svalbard reindeer), 837 nucleotides long. Lineage: Eukaryota; Metazoa; Chordata; Mammalia; Artiodactyla; Cervidae. The record is from the annotation of a GenBank genome assembly.